This is a messenger RNA of Zymoseptoria tritici IPO323, 1785 nucleotides long. RefSeq lists its product as uncharacterized. The transcript is spliced from 2 exons. The annotation marks the transcript as partial. The record is from RefSeq and is a predicted model, not a curated record. NCBI's taxonomy places the organism in Eukaryota, Fungi, Ascomycota, Dothideomycetes, Mycosphaerellales, Mycosphaerellaceae.
ACACUCACGAUGAAGAUCCAACGACCAGGAUUUGGCUUGCCAUUGAGGUUGGCGGAAUACAACUGGCGUGGCACCGGCCACGACGACGACGACAGGUUUCCACAUGCCAUCGAAGACUUCUUCGCCGUCUCUGCCGUCACUUUACGAGAGCGGCGAAUGCUGGAAUUUGUUGGGCAGAUCACCGACAAGCCAGGUUGGUGGGAAAAGAUCAAGAAGGAUGAGAUUGUUGCGCGUUGGAGACAGGAAGCUUGCGUAUCGAAUCCCAAGUCGGAAGAUGACGCUAUGCCCACAGUCGCUGACCUGGCGGCAAAGUGCCUCGCUGAGCUUCACGACAAAGCUGCCUAUCUUCAGCGACAUGGCGUCGUUCACGUUCUGGAUGUCAAAAUCACCGUAGUGAAGUCGGACUUGGACCUUACUGAUGUGUUCUGGACAUCACUCAAAUCGGCAGUGCUGGACUUCGAAAACGUUCCGGAUCGCUGCAAAGACUGGCAUCCUCAUACCAACAAACAGGUCCUUGAUCUCCUUCAUCCAUCUCUGUUCCCGCUAGAAUUUGGCAAGACCCGAGUCUUGUCAGACUCUCUGGUACCACUGGAAGGAUGUGUAGAGUAUAUCAACAAAGGCAAGAUAUGCCCAGUGCCGCGAGAGGUCAAAGAGAAGCGCAAAGUUCACAUGCAUCUCAUGUGGGACAACAUCAAAUUCAUGCAGGCCUGGGGGUCCUUUCAAUGGCUGCCUUCCGAGAUCGAAUUCCAUCAGAAUGGCAAGGCCUACAUCGCCAGCUACGUGAACAACCUUCAUCCGGAUCAACAUAAAGACACCUAUCGCGUCCUGGAGACUGCAGUCGACAAAGCAGUUCCUCUUUGGAACGAAUGUCUGUCAUGGUUCCACUCGCGGUCGCGUAUCGAAGACCGGCACAUCGGCAUUGAGGGUCUCGUCCCGCCCGUGGGAUCGAACGGCGAGACGGACGACGAUGUGGACUGGGAGGAUCCGGAUUACGACACCUGGGUGCUCAAGCAGCAGCCUUCGGCAGUCAAGUUUGCUUCCUUCGACGCGCAGGCACAGGAAGCCAAAGCCCAGCGACUGGAUCUACGCACCAGGUUCUCGGAAGGUUUGCAAGUCAUCUUCAAGCUGGCUAACGUCGUGUUAACGCCGGAGAAUCCACGAUACGAUGGCAGCAACUGGCACAUAGAAGGCUGUUUGAACGAGCACAUCGCAGCAACGGCAUUGUUCUACUACGACUCUGACAACGUUACGGACAGCCACCUCCACUGCCGUCAACACGUCGACGCAGAAGAGCUGCGCGACCAGUGCGCACAGGGUGAGGGCAUUACCAUGUGCAAGAUGUACGGUGUCAACUGGGGAGGCAGCGCCGUCCAAGAACUCGGCAAAGUCCUCACAAAGCCGGGUCGUAUACUUGCCUUUCCCAACGUGCUCCAGCACAAGGUUGGUCCCUUUCAGCUACAAGACAAGUCGAAGCCCGGACACCGCAAGAUCCUCGCCAUGUUUCUGGUGGACCCGCACGUCCAGGUGCUCUCCACGGCAAACGUGCCACCGCAGCGUCGUGAUUGGUGGGCCGCGGAAAUCCGCAAAGUCGAACUCUUCGCUAGACUGCCUGUGGAGUUGUUCGACCACAUUAUCGACGACGUGGAAGACUUACCGAUGACCUGGAAGCAAGCAUGCGAGGCGAGGGAGGAAUUAAUGAAGGAGCGGGGUGCCUUCACUGCCGAAUUUGACGAGAUACCCAGUGAGGUGAGCAAGCACGCCGGAUGUUCAAUGCUCUCUGAUUGA